This is a messenger RNA of Oncorhynchus nerka (sockeye salmon), 4742 nucleotides long. Its product is annotated as E3 SUMO-protein ligase CBX4-like. Gene Ontology annotation, biological process: negative regulation of transcription by RNA polymerase II; protein sumoylation. Bases 240 to 1907 code for a protein of 555 amino acids. NCBI's taxonomy places the organism in Eukaryota, Metazoa, Chordata, Actinopteri, Salmoniformes, Salmonidae. The transcript is spliced from 5 exons. The record is from RefSeq and is a predicted model, not a curated record. Gene Ontology annotation, cellular component: PRC1 complex. Gene Ontology annotation, molecular function: SUMO binding; SUMO ligase activity.
AUCAAUGGCUCUUUGCAUGAACUGUUUUCUGCAACCCCUUCUCGUGUGCAAAGCAAAGCAAAACGUAUCGCACUGCCGCUGCCAACGAAUUCCGACUAGAGUGAGAGGGAAAGAGAGGGAAGAUCGGAGCGAAGGGAAAUCUCUCGUAUCAAUUUGAACGACGGAAAAACAGCACAAAAGCGGGCAGGGGUGACAUUUUCUACAGCCAUUGGAAGAGAAACCUUCCCCUUGCAUCGAAAAUGGAGCUACCCGCCGCGGGAGAGCACGUCUUUGCGGUGGAGAGCAUCGAGAAGAAGCGGAAUCGAAAGGGGAGGAUGGAAUACCUAGUCAAGUGGCGAGGAUGGUCUCCAAAAUAUAACACGUGGGAACCAGAAGAAAACAUUCUCGACCCGCGGCUGCUUGACGCUUUCCAGAACAGGGAGAGAUACGAGCAGCUUAUGGGAUAUCGCAAAAGAGGGCCAAAGCCAAAGCACCUGAUCGGCCAGGUCCCGUCCUUUGCCCGGAGAUCUAGCGUCCUCUCAGGCCUUCAGGAGACCAGCGUGGACGAGGAAAACCGGCAGAAAGUGGACCCCAUCCAGACCCAGCAGUACCAGCUGAACAGCAAGAAGCACCACCAGUACCAGCCCCUGCUGGCCAAGGAGAGGGAGGCCGAGCAGCAGGCCAACGGAAAGAAGAAGCUCUACUACCAGCUCAACAGCAAGAAACAUCACCACUACCAGCCUGACCCCAAGAUGUAUGACAGCACCCAGUGCAUGAAGCCCAGGGAGGCCACCAAAGCUCCAGAACUGCCCACCAACCACAGCUGGAACCUGCCUCCCGCGCUACAGCAGAAGUGGGUCCGGGACAAGGACUCUGGCUGCCUGAGCAAAGUCAAGGAUAUCACCAUGGAGCUAAAGAAGCUUCCGGCUCACCUCAACGACCACAGUGGCGAAUCGGAGCAGAGCAAGGCCACGGCCAAAGAGGACGCACCGCUGUUGAAGGCCAACGAUGUCAGCGACAGCAAGCUGAAGAUUGUCAAGAACAAAAACAAGAAUGGACGCAUCGUCAUUGUCAUGAGCAAGUACAUGGAGAACGGCAUGCAGGCGGCGAGGAUUAAAAACGGAGAUGUGGAAACCCUUGACAAGCCGCAGCCGGACAAUGAUGAUGAUGAUGCUGCAGAAAAUCAACUUGAAAAGAUGAGGCUCGUCCAGAAACUGGGUCUCACCAACGGAUUCGCGAAAGACUGCAACAAAGACGUUAAGUUACACGCCCUCAACUCAGGAUCUAACGGAUCUAACGUAUUUAAGUGUCCUGCUGAGAAGGUCGACUCACCCAAAAUGGAGCUUAGUGCGACAGAGCAGCCCCUGAGGCUGACCACCAAACCUAACCUUGCCCCUUGGCCCUUUGAGAUGGGGGUUCAUAGAAGGACUCAGCCAGUAAACGGCUCUUCUCCAGCCUUCAAACGUCACCUUUCAGAGGCAGACAAGGGCGAGGACCGGGGUGGCUGUAAACGGUUUCUAAACUCCCGGAGUAUCAGUGCACCCUGCACUGUGUCCUCACCACCUCAGAGCAACUCCAUGGACCAAAAUGGCCACCAUAGCCACAAUGGCCACCAGGACUAUGACUUCCUGGAGUCUAACCAGGACGAGCCCAUGGACCUCAGCUGUGUGAGGUCCAAACGGGAGGCUCCAGUUCCCACAGAGACACAGGUGGCUCCUUCUGCCGAGGAGGAGAAGACUGCCGAACAGACAAAACCCCCAUUGGCUAUCACAACAGAACAGACAAAACCACCAUUGGCUAUCACAACAGAACAUACUGUGGAGGAGGAGCCUUUUCCUUCAUUCAAGCCUUUCCUUGGGAAUAUAGUCAUCACGGAUAUUACAACAAACUGUCUCACAGUGACAUUUAAGGAAUACGUUACAGUGUAACGAAGCUGAAAAAGACGAUCUGAGGACGAGGGAUUAAUAGCAAAUGUGUGAAUAUGUACAAAUGUGUGUUGGAACAUAUUGGUAUUUUCAGAUGUUUGAAUGUAAAUAAGAGCCCUUACAGUUUGCAUUUAGUGGGGUUGAGAUUCAUUUUGUUUCGGGUUCCUAACCCUUCUAUAAUUUGUAUGUACGUAGCUUUGGCUAUCAUUCUCUAAAUGAGCCCCAGAGUUGUUGUCAUACUUGAUGAUGUAAGCUUCUAAUUGAGUUACAAACUACUUUAGUAUAUGCUAUUUGACACAUGGUAUCAGGGCUCAGUGAAAAAGCACUUACUCUUGUAAAUAAUUAUUUACUUUUUAUAAAGGCUAUAUCCGUUUUGCUUUACAGUCUUUGUUUAAGGUCUACAUAUUGAGAAAGAAAAAGUCUAUAUAUUGAUUUUCGCUAAAUGACACUCUCUUUCAGUUUAUUUGCCUGUGUGUGGUGUUUGUGCACACAAGUGAAUACGUUUGUGUGUCUGUGAGUACAUGUGUAGUGAGGUUGCAAAAUGAUGGGCCGUGUGUGCGCAUGUGCAGUACCAUUCAAAAUUUGGACACAACUACUCAUUCAAGGGUUUUUCUUUAUUUUAACUAUUUUCUACAUUGUAGAGUAAUAGUGAAGACAUCAACACUAUGAAAUAGCACAUAUGGAAUCAUGUAGUAACCAAAAAGUGUUUUAGAUUUUAGAUUAUUCAAAGUAGCCACCCUUUGCCUUGAUGACAGCUUUGCACACUCAUGACAUUCUUUCAACCAGCUUCAUGAGGAAUGAUUUUCCAACAUUCUUGAAGGAGUUCCCACAUAUGCUGAGCUUUUCUUUGACUCUGGGGUUCAACUCAUCCCAACCCAUCUCAAUUGGGUUGAGGUCUGGUGAUUGUGGAGGCCAGAUCAUCUGAUGCAGCCUGGAGGUGUGUUUUUGGGUCAUUGUCCUGUUCAAAAGCAAAUGAUAGUUCCACUAAGCGCAAACCAGAUGGGAUGGCAUAUCGCUGCAAAAUGCUGUGGUAGCCAUACUGGUUAAGUGUGCCUUGAAUUCUAAAUAAUUCUCUGACAGUGUCACCGGCAAAGCACCAUCACACCUCCUCCUCCAUGCUUCACAGUGGGAACCACACAUGCGGAGAUCAUCCGUUCACCUACUCUGCGUCUCAUGAGAGCUAGUUUCAUCAUAGUGCUUGAUGGUUUUUUCGACUGCACUUAAAGAAACUUUCAAAGUUUCUGCAUUGACUGAGCUCCUUGUCUUAAAGUAACGAUGGACUAUCAUUUCGCUUUGCUUUGAGAUAUUCUUGCCAUAAUAUGGACUUGGUCUUUUACCAAAUAGGGCUAUCUUCUGUAAACCAACCCUACCUUGUCACAAUACAAUUGAUUGUCUCAAACGCAUUAAGAAGGAAAGAAGUUCCACAAAUUAACUUUUAACAAGGCACACCUGUUAAUUGAAAUGCAUUCCAGGUGGCUACCUCAUGAAGCUUGUUGAGAGACUGCCAAGAGUGUGCAAAGCUGUCAUCAAGGCAAAUGGUGGCUACUCUGAAGAAUCUCAAAUAUAAAAUAUAUAUUUGUUUAACACUUUUUUGAUUACUACAUGAUUCCAUGUGUGUUAUUUCAUCGUUUUGAUGACUUCACUAUUAUUCUACAAUGUCGAAAAUAGCUCAAAUAAAGAAAAACCCUGGAAUAAGUAGGUGUGUCCAAGCUUUUGACUGGUACUGUAUGUGUGUGUGUUUUGCAAGAUGGACAUAUUCAAACAAGGAAGAUAGAAGUCCAUUGCUUGGACAGAUCGUGCCAUGUGAGACGACAGGGAGAGCCAAACAAACAGGGCCUCCCGGGUCAAACUGCACAAGUCAAUGAAGGACCUUAGAGUUAACAUGUACUUUGCACUGUUGUAGGCUGGCUGAGGGGGGUGAAUGGCUGCUGCGAAGGGGAUGGCCUUAGCCUCUUAUCUGAGGUUAACGUUUAGGAAGAUAGAUGUUACUGGUUUCAAUCAUUGUAAAUAUGUGAAAUACCCACUAAUAUCAUUCAUUCCCUGUAGUGCUGUAACAAUGUGGGAUUUUAGAUAUCAAACAAGUCCCAUUGGCCUAGUUCUUUCUUCAAGAUCCAUAACAUGGAUAUGAUUAAUUUAAAAAAUAAUUCUAUGUUUAUAAUUGAUCCUAUUUAUUGUAACUAUUCAACAUGAAUGAGAAACAUGAAGGGAAGUUGGAAAUGAUCUAUAUAGUAUUAACUUUAGAAGGCCUUGUAGGCCAACUAACAAUCACUUUAAAAGGUCUUGCACAUCAACUAACAAUCACAUUGCAAUGUUGUAUUGAUGAAUUCACCUACAUGUCAUAUUCAGAAUGUAAACUAUGGGUGAUUAAAUCAACAUUUACAGUUAACCCAGGUGGUCUUUAAUGUUCAAUGCAUUUAAGGAAAUGUCCGGCUAUUCUUUUAUUCACGCCGUUUUCUUCACUCUCCGGUAUGACUAGACGUACAGAAGUAAUUAUGAGCGAUGUUCUCAUAGCCUACACUCUUAACGCUCAUGAGUUUGAUAGGCCAUUGGCCUUUUGUGGGCGUGUACCACUGUUAAUGUUUCAAUUGCAUUCAGUGUUUUCAUUUCAAGGGCAUGGUAUAUGGUACCCUAGGCUUGUCUGUAGUCUAUUCUGGUACCAUCAAAAAACAUGAGUUCAUGGGACCUUCUCAAUGUUCUGUUUGAAACCCCUUUGAGCACAUGGUUCUUCAAAUAUGCAUUGUAACUGCUUUAAGAGGGACUUUGUUGUUUAUGUGAGCAGACUACACUGAAAAGGCUUCUUCUGAUGUGUUUUGCAAGAAUAAAAUUGUAAGAAAGUUA